This is a messenger RNA of Cylicocyclus nassatus, 1511 nucleotides long. The record is from the annotation of a GenBank genome assembly. Lineage: Eukaryota; Metazoa; Nematoda; Chromadorea; Rhabditida; Strongylidae.
AUGGGGGCGGACGACAAAAGGGAUAGGAUCAAAGUCCUACAAUAUAUAGGAAGAAUUGAAGAAAUGAAGGUUUACCCAUCGGACAUGAACAUUACCUCUUCUACGGUCUCGAAGUGUGCGUUCAUAAAAUACGAUGAUGAUCGUGCUGUGGAAGUGGGACAACAUCUUACGAAUACUGUUCUCAUUGAUCGCGCUAUAGUUUGCGCUCCAUUCUUACAAAAUGCUAUUCCCGAUGAGGCUACGUUCAUCAACUCCGGUGGUCCAGUCACAGCUGGGCAGCGUCAGUUACCUCCUCAUGUAACCAACAAAAUACAGCAGCUUGAGGAUGGAACAUCAGUGUUGCUUACAGUGGACCCGCAAAUGGAAGCUCUUGGUCUUCCUGCCUACCCGCCUUUGCCUGGAAACACUGACCUAAACAAAGUUGAAGAAAUCAGAAGAACAAUCUACGUGGGAAAUCUUCCGAAAGGUGUAGAUGGUCAGGCUGUGCUGAAUUUCUUCAACGAGUUCGUUGGCGAGGUUAUGUAUCUGCGAAUGGCUACGGCUCCUGACUCUCUUCCUUGUGCGUAUGCUUACAUUGAGUUUACCAAUCAGACUUCUGUGCCUAUUGCUCUUCAGAAUAACGGCAUCGAUUAUGAAGGCAGACCUCUUCGAAUUCAACAUUCCCGCGUCGCUAUAAUAAAGCCGCAAGCCAAAUCUGCCGAUCAAGCAUUGGAGGAGGUAGAAGAAGCUAUCCGAAUGGGAAAAAAUGGACGAUCUCGCUCUCGUUCCCCUCUUCGCCGUCGCCGCACGCCGUCACCUCGUCGCAAAAGCAGAUCACCACGCCGACGUAGGAGUCGCUCGAAGUCGCGGUCUCGCGAUCGCCGUCGCAGUCGUUCGAAAUCGCGUGAUCGCAAGAGAAGUCGAUCACGCGAAAAGAAGCGCAGCAGAAGCAGAGAAAGGCGAAGGAGUCGAAGCCGAGAACGGCGGAGUAGGCGCUCCCGUUCGCGUGAAAAGAAGCGUGAACGCUCAAGAUCGCGCGAUAGAAAGAAGGAGAAAGAAAAAGAUAGGAAGGAAAAGAAGCGGAGUAGAAGUCGCGAUAGGAAAAAAGACAAGGAUAGUAAAAGUGAUCGCAGCUCAGAUCGAAGGAAAGAUAAAGAAAAGGACAAGAAGGAGAAAGAUAAAUCCAAGGAGGCAAAAGUUGAGGAGCUCGACGAGGAAGCUUUGAGAGAACGUUUGCUUGAGAAAGCCGCUAGUCGAAGUGGAAAAGACGGUUCUGAAAGUGAUCGAGAAAGCGAAGUAGAUAAAGCAGGUGACAAGACGCCAAGCAAGAUAAAAAAUGAACGAAAGAGACGACGCAGUGACAGCGAUUGAGGGAUGUGCAUGGUCACCUAUGUUAUUUGUUCCUAUAGAAUAACUUUUCUUUUUGAUGCAGAGAUCUCUUUUAAAAUGUUUCCUUAAUGUUGGGGCCAGUUGAAUUUCAAUACAGUUGUUGCUUAUUUUUCGAGUUCAAUGUUCUUAUGCAUAGUCGAGGU